AAGACAAAACGCGUCUCAAUGUCUACUUCACCUAAUACCACUGUCAUCUUAUAUUUGAUAUCUCUUAUAAUACUGAGUUGUACCAAAUUUGUCAUAGCUACCAACUUCUAUAGAGAUUUCAACAUAUGGUGGGGCAAUGGUCGUGGAAGCAUUCAUGAUAACGGGAAACUUUUAAUGUUGUCUCUUGAUGAAUAUUUUGGCUCUGGGAUCCAAUCUUACAGGGCAUAUCUUUUCUCCCGAGUCGACAUGCAAAUCAAACUUAUUCAAGGAAACUCUGCGGGAACUGUUACCACGUUCUAUUUAGCAUCAGAAGGUGAUAAUCGUGAUGAGAUAGAUAUCGAGUUCUUGGGAAAUCUUUCUGGUAAUCCUUACACUCUUCAUACAAACAUGUAUAUCAAAGGGAGCGGCUCUAGAGAGCAACAAAUUCACCUUUGGUUUGAUCCAACCACCAGUUUCCACACGUAUACGAUUAUUUGGAACCCAUUUAUGAUUGUAAUUUACGUGGAUGGGACGCCUAUUAGAGUGUUCAAAAACUGGGAAUCGAGAGGGGUUCCAUACAUGCAGGAGCUUCCUAUGAGGAUAUAUGCGAGCCUUUGGAAUGCGGAUCAAUGGGCCACGAGAGGUGGGGCAAUAAAAACGAACUGGACAGAAGCUCCAUUCAGAACCUGGUUUCGGAAUUAUAAGGCCAGGGGUUGUCUUUGGAAGAAUGGGGAGUCUUGUUCAAAAGCUAUUAAACAUGAUUGGUAUAAACAAAAGCAACUAGAUUUGAGGAGCCUUGAGAUGCUGAAAUGGGUCCAAUGUAAUUACAUGAUUUACAAUUACUGCAAUGACUUUAAGCGCUUCCCGCAUGGCCUUCCACCAGAAUGUUCCCUCGAUACACCAACAUAAGCUCUCAACAUCACCAAAGUGGAUAAUGAUUUAUUUUGCCUUUUUGGUGAAUAAAGAGAAUAAGAUACACCAAAAGUAAAACGAUCACUUCCUUACAAGAAAAACGCUAACUUUCCUUGUCUGUCUCUCCCAAUGAACUCCAUGACCAAUUGGACAUAGUCAUGGAGAAAAUAGAAACUGCAUAUCCUUGUGACAUUAGUGCGAAAGAAAGAUAAGACUGACUUACAAUGUGACUUGAUGGACCUUUCUGUUUCAUAUCCAGAGACAAUACCACGACUUGAUCGCUUCUUCCUCGCGAUUUACUGGUCAUGCGCAAUUCAUAGUCAUCAGGGCGACUUGGCCAAGUCGGAAUUAUAUUAGUGGAUUGUACAUGUAGUUUUUGUGUCCUAGUUCUUUUUUUCCCUUCCCCCCUUACGCAAUUUCUAGGU
Molecule: messenger RNA, 1316 nt
Organism: Lactuca virosa
Lineage: Eukaryota; Viridiplantae; Streptophyta; Magnoliopsida; Asterales; Asteraceae
Source: the annotation of a GenBank genome assembly